GGGGAGACGCCCGCCCGCCAGCCCGGGCCUCGCCUACGGCCGCUCCCUCCGCCUCUUCCCCGCCCCGAGCCCUAGUCUGCCCGUCCUUCCUUCCCCUCCCGUGCAUGAUGGAAACACCAUGGCUGCGGCGGCCCAGUUCUCCCUGACACAGUUAUCAAGUGGGAAUCCUGUAUAUGAAAAAUACUACAGACAGGUGGAUACAGGCAAUACUGGAAGGGUGUUAGCUUCUGAAGCCGCUGCUUUCCUGAAAAAAUCAGGGCUUCCAGACUUGAUACUUGGAAAGAUCUGGGAUUUAGCUGACACAGAUGGCAAAGGUAUCCUAAACAAACAAGAAUUCUUUGUUGCUUUGCGUCUUGUGGCAUGUGCCCAGAAUGGAUUGGAGGUUUCGCUGAGUAGCUUGAACCUGGCUGUUCCUCCACCAAGAUUUCAUGAUACCAGUAGUCCUUUGCUAAUCAGUGGAACCUCUGCAGCUGAGCUGCCAUGGGCAGUAAAAUCUGAAGAUAAAGCCAAAUAUGAUGCAAUUUUUGACAGUUUAAGCCCUGUGAAUGGAUUUCUGUCCGGUGAUAAAGUGAAACCAGUGUUACUCAACUCUAAAUUGCCUGUGGAUAUCCUUGGAAGAAUAAAGUUAGCAGUUGCCAUGUUUUUGGUGUACUGUGCACUGGAGAAAGAACCUGUGCCAAUGUCCUUGCCUCCAGCCUUGGUGCCACCUUCUAAGAGAAAAACGUGGGUUGUAUCCCCUGCAGAAAAAGCAAAAUAUGAUGACAUCUUCCUGAAAACUGAUAAAGAUAUGGAUGGAUUUGUGUCUGGAUUGGAGGUCCGUGAAAUCUUCCUGAAAACAGGUUUACCUUCUGCCUUACUGGCCCAUAUUUGGGCAUUAUGUGACACAAAGAACUGUGGGAGGCUUUCAAAGGAUCAAUUUGCCUUGGCUUUUCACUUAAUCAAUCAAAAGUUAAUAAAGGGAAUUGAUCCUCCUCACAUUCUUACUCCUGAGAUGAUUCCACCGUCAGACAGGGCCAGUUUACAAAAGAACAUCGUAGGAUCAAGUCCUGUUGCAGAUUUCUCUGCUAUUAAGGAGCUAGAUACCCUUAACAAUGAGAUAGUUGAUUUACAGAGGGAAAAGAAUAAUGUGGAACAAGACCUUAAGGAGAAAGAAGAUACUAUUAAGCAGAGGACAAGCGAGGUUCAGGAUCUUCAAGAUGAAGUUCAGAGGGAGAACACUAAUCUGCAAAAACUACAGGCCCAGAAACAACAAGUACAGGAACUCCUUGAUGAACUAGAUGAGCAGAAAGCCCAGCUGGAGGAGCAGCUCAAGGAAGUCAGAAAGAAAUGUGCCGAGGAGGCCCAGCUGAUCUCUUCUCUGAAAGCUGAAAUAACUAGUCAGGAAUCACAGAUUUCCACUUACGAAGAAGAACUGGCCAAAGCCAGGGAGGAGCUGAGCCGCCUACAGCAAGAAACAGCAGAAUUGGAGGAGAGUGUGGAGUCAGGGAAGGCUCAGCUAGAACCUCUUCAGCAGCACUUAGAAGAUUCACAACAGGAAAUCAGUUCAAUGCAAAUGAAACUGAUGGAAAUGAAAGACCUGGAAAAUCAUAAUAAUCAGUUAAAUUGGUGCAGUAGCCCACACAGCAUUCUUGUAAAUGGCGCGACAGAAUAUUGUAGUCUCAGCACCAGCAGCAGUGAAACGGCCAACCUAAAUGAACAUGCUGAAGGCCCCAGCAACCUAGAAUCUGAGCCCAUACAACAGGAGUCUCCGGCAAGAAGCAGUCCUGAAAUACCACCCCCGGCUGUGACUGAUGAAAACGAAGUGCUGACUGUAGCUGUUAACGAAGAAGUUUGUCCUGAAUUUGACACUGGCAGACGUUCAAAAGAGGAAGAUCCAUUUAAUGCAGACCCAAGUUCACUAACAGAUCCAGUUACAGAUACAAACUUGGAUUUCUUCCAGUCUGAUCCUUUUGUUGGUAGUGAUCCUUUCAAAGAUGAUCCUUUUGGGAAAAUUGAUCCAUUUGGUGGUGAUCCUUUCAAAGGUUCAGAUCCGUUUGCAUCUGACUGUUUCUUCAGCCAGUCUUCCACUGAUCCUUUUGCCACUUCAAGCACUGACCCUUUCAGUGCAGCCAGCAACAGCAGUAAUACAUCGGUAGAAACACUGAAACACAAUGAUCCUUUUGCUCCUGGUGGAACAGUUGUUGUUGCAGCAAGUGAUUCAGCUACAGACCCUUUCGCUUCUGUUUUUGGAAAUGAAUCAUUUGGAGAUGGAUUUGCUGACUUCAGCACAUUGUCAAAGGUCGACAAUGAUGAUCCUUUUAAUUCAGCCACAGUGAGCUCUGGCAGCAGUGUGGUUAUUACAAAAAAUGUGUUUGAGGACACGUCAGUGAAAAGUGAAGAUGUACCCCCCGCACUGCCACCAAAGACCGGAACUCCAACAAGACCCUGCCCACCACCACCUGGGAAAAGACCCAUCAACAAAUCGGAUUCUUCUGAUCCCUUUAAAAUGAAUGAUCCAUUUCAGCCUUUCCCAGGCAAUGAUAGCCCCAAAGAAAAAGAUCCUGAUAAGUUUUGUGAUCCAUUCACUGCUACUCCUACCACUGCCAAUACAGAGGCUGGCCCAGGUGAUUUUGCUGACUUCAGUGCUUAUCCCUCUGAAGAAGAUAUGAUUGAAUGGGCCAAGAGGGAGAGUGAAAGAGAGGAGGAACAGAGGCUUGCCCGGCUGAAUCAGCAAGAGCAGGAAGACUUAGAACUGGCCAUUGCACUCAGCAAAUCUGAGAUAUCAGAAGCAUGAAGAAUUCUUUGUCCUUUGUCAACAGUCCCAUUUUCUUCUUCCUGAAUACUGGAGCUAUUUACGAUGUGUAAAAAAACUACCGAUGAGCAUGGAAAUACACAAGGUUUGAGAUUCCUAUAAAUGUGACAAAAUUUUAAGUUUGGUUUUUUGUUUGUUUUUUAAACACCAUUUCAGAUUUGUCACUUUCUUGUGCAAGCAGUAACCCAGUCAGACACCUUCACCUAGGUCCCCGUUCUGGUGUACGUUAGUGUGAGCUUCUGCCUGCCUCUGCCACGUUAACCCGAAAAGCUAGAGCACCCACGCUUCUGCCUUCUGGAACAUAGAGAAGUAGUUUCACCCUAUGCCGCACUUGCUCUGUAGUUACUCUGAUGAUAGCCAGUGGGGUUCUUAGUGUUCAGUAUUCUCCCUGAUUUAAUGGUUGAGGGAGAGUAAGGGAAAGAACAUCUUAUCUCCUUUAUGAUUACUGCAAAGGAAGUAUUAGUUUAAAUGCAUUAGUUUAAAUGCAUUUUUAUAUUCCCUUAUAGUAAAAAUACUGUUUAAUUUGUUUUUUAGAGACAAGGAAACAUAUUUCAACUUUACCACUGAAAAAGGAAUACUUUGGUUGAACCAUUACAGCUUUAGAUUCGAUCUUUUCCUAAAUAAAAAUGUUAAAGCUUCA
Otolemur garnettii (small-eared galago) is the source of this 3431-nucleotide messenger RNA. RefSeq names its product epidermal growth factor receptor pathway substrate 15 (gene EPS15). Gene Ontology annotation, biological process: endosomal transport; endocytosis. The transcript has 25 exons. Gene Ontology annotation, molecular function: calcium ion binding; cadherin binding. Bases 119 to 2773 code for a protein of 884 amino acids. Gene Ontology annotation, cellular component: plasma membrane; clathrin coat of coated pit; cytoplasm. NCBI's taxonomy places the organism in Eukaryota, Metazoa, Chordata, Mammalia, Primates, Galagidae. The record is from RefSeq and is a predicted model, not a curated record.